Messenger RNA from Ilyonectria robusta, 1488 nucleotides. RefSeq names its product Intradiol ring-cleavage dioxygenase. Lineage: Eukaryota; Fungi; Ascomycota; Sordariomycetes; Hypocreales; Nectriaceae. The transcript is spliced from 2 exons. Gene Ontology annotation, molecular function: oxidoreductase activity, acting on single donors with incorporation of molecular oxygen, incorporation of two atoms of oxygen; ferric iron binding. The record is from RefSeq and is a predicted model, not a curated record. Bases 1 to 1221 code for a protein of 406 amino acids.
AUGCGUUUCGCCAACAAUGCCAUCGCCAGCCUUGCUCUCCUGAGCGGAGUUGCCAUUGCCCACCCCGGCCACAACGUCGCCGAGGAGGCCGCUGAGCGCCGCGACUUCCUUCAGUCCGUCAAGCGUGCUUCUCUCGCCCACUGCGCCGACAAGCUCAAGGCUCGCGGUGUCGAGGCCCGAAACGUCGCCCGUCGCUCUGCCCAGCUCGAGAAGGCCCGCCAGAAGCGCGGCCUGAAGAAGCGUGACCUCGACAGCGUCCUCGCCACUUCUCACAACCAGACCGAUCAGGGAUAUACCGUCAACACCGACGCCGCUACUCUCUUCUCCGGAAUCAACUCUUGCGUCCUCACCCCCGAGGUCACCCAGGGACCUUACUACGUUGCUGGCGAGUAUGUCCGCGAGAACAUCGUCGAGGACCAGGGUGGUCUCGAUAUCGUUCUUGACUACCAGGUCAUUGAUGUCGACACUUGCGAGCCUAUCCCUGAUGUCUACCUCGAGAUGUGGCACUGCAAUUCUACCGGUGUCUACUCCGGUAUUGUUUCCAGCGGCAACGGUGACAGCUCCGACGAGACCAACAUCGACAACACCUGGCUGCGUGGUAUCCAACUGACCGACGAUGAUGGUGUUGCUCAGUUCGAGUCCGUCUUCCCUGGCCACUACACCAGCCGUGCCACCCACAUCCACAUCAUGAUUCACACCAACGCCACGCUGCUCGCCAACCAGACCCUGGGCAUGGACAACUAUGCUAGUCACGUUGGCCAGGCCUUCUUCGACCAGGACCUGAUCACCGAGGUCGAGCUUCUCGCCCCCUACAACACCAACACCCAGGAGCUCACCACCAACGCCGAGGACUCCAUCCUGAGCGAAGAGGUUGCCACUGAGGGAGUCGACCCCGUCAUGGAGUACACCCUGCUCGGAGACAGCGUGUCCGACGGCCUCUUCGCCUGGUUGGCCUUCGGAAUCAACUCUACCUUGUCCCAGUCCAUCACCCCUGCCGCCUACCUUUACGCUGAGGGCGGUGUUGCCAACUCCAACUCCGGCGGCGGUAUGGGCGGCGGCUCCGGCGGCCCCAGCGGCACUCCCGGUAGCGGCCCCAGCGGCACCCCCGGCAGCGGCGCAAGCGGCAGUGCCCCCACUGGAGCUGCUCCCUCCGGCUUCACCAGCAGUGUUUCCACCUCUGCCGCGUCUACCACCACCAAGAGCAGCAAGUGCAAGGCCUAAAUUCUCCCAACGCUUCAACCAUUGGACUCGAACAUCAGGGAUCAAUAGAACAAGGAUAGAAUCAUGGGGUGAGAAAGGAGAGCCUUGGAGACAUUCGAAAGGAUUUGGCCUUUCAGUCUCCCAAUCACUAGGCUCUGGAGUUCCGAUUGCUUUAUUCGGGAGAGCUGGCCUCUGAACAGUCAAGGGUUUGAGGGUUUCAAAUGUACAAAACACGCAACGCAUUAGAUAUAGAUCAUUGAGAGAUUUGGAUUUCCCAUCUCUACCCAC